Molecule: messenger RNA, 732 nt
Organism: Macroventuria anomochaeta
Lineage: Eukaryota; Fungi; Ascomycota; Dothideomycetes; Pleosporales; Didymellaceae
Exons: 2
Coding region: 225-695 (156 amino acids)
Source: RefSeq, a predicted model, not a curated record
CGUGGAGACAUAUAAGCAUAGGGAGUGAUCCAACGAUCAACAACCGCGAACUGAACCUUAAUGUUCUAGCAUGGAACCGCUGUGCCUCACCAUGUCCAAGGGUUAGAUUUCCCUGCAUGCACCGAACACGACUCUAGUCGUGCGAUGAUGCAGGGCUCUCCUGCUCCGGCUAGCCACAAACGGUUGUGUACGGGCCAGGGAUUGCCAUAUUGUUGGAAAGUUGGAUGAUUUUCGGACACCGAUGUCCACAGUUCCCAGUACCGACGGUAUCUAGGCGAGCGUCCGUGACAAUGGAUGGCAGUUUGCUCGCCACCCCAAGGUGGUUCGUGCAUCCUUGGUGUGAACGGUGUGCAGAACACUUGGUGUUGGUGAGACCCCGAAGGGCCGACCAAACAAAGGGCGUGUUGUCAUCCCCAGAGGUGCAUGUUGGUCGUCAUCCCUGCGCGUGGCCUUGCCUGAGACAUUACCGUAGCCUUGGCAAUCUAGGGUUCGGCGCGAUUGUUCGUUGGUGCUUCAUGAUUGUGUAUGGUGAAAGAAUUCGAAUCAGGUUUCUUACCGCACCCGGCAGCAAUUGUUCCUUCUCUUGCAGCGAAUCCUGCGAGUACGAAGUCUCAGUAAGCAGAGAGUACCUAGUUUGCUUACUGCGGGCGUCGUCCCACUGCACGUCCAAAGAACACCUCCGAUCUCCACGGUGAGCAGUCCACAAACCAUACAUCAGCCUGAGCUGCGGGA